UGAGGCUGGAGGAAGAAGGGGAUGUCAAGAACUGUUCUCUAGAGACUGGACGGAGGAGACCUGGGUUCAAAUUCUGCUCAAAAUCACUGUGUGAUCUUGGCCGAGUCAGCCCGUCUCCGGACCUCAGUUCCCUCAUCUGCAGAAUGGGACCAAUACCUGCCCCUCCCAUUUUACAGAACAAGCGCUUUGCAAAGCCCUUUAAAAACUCGAACUCCCAAUAUGAUUGCCAUUCCUGUUAAACUGGGAAAAUAACUCCUACCUCCGAGAUUAUGAGAUCAAAAUACGUGCAAAGUGCUCAGCACAGUGCCUGGCACACAGUAAGCGAUAUCUAAACGUUAACUAUGAUUAGGAUAAAAUGAGAUCACGUUUGUAAAGCAGUUUGCAACCUUAAAAGCACACCAUAAAUCCUUGCUAGGAUUAUUUUUAUCAUUCGACGUUGCACCCUGCCUCCUUGGCCCCAUCUCCAGCGGCCCCUGCCCUGAUGCUGCAUGCACUCCCACACUGCCCUAAUCUCCCUUUCUGCGUCCCAGUGGUCCCAGGCUGCGCUCUCAAAGGAGAUGGAGAUGGCUGCGCUGGGAGCAGGACCCGAGUUAUCUACUGCGCCUGCUCAAGUCAGCAAUUCCCUGAGCACCCGACCCAAACCUCUGUGUCAGGAGAUUCGGCUCCCCCUCCACGACCAUCCCCAUCAAGAUGCCCUUGACUAUCCUGUUCCUGCCCAUCUUCCUGAUUGGAGCCUUGGAGACCAGACAAUAGUAGCAGAAGCUUUGCCAGCCAAGCUCCAGGCAUCUCUGAUGUUCAAGGAUGUGGCUGUGUACCUCACCCAGGAGGAGUGGGGCUGCCUUGGCCCUGCCCAGAGGGGCCUCUAUAGGGAUGUGAUGCUGGAGAAUUAUGGGAAUCUAGUCUCAUUGGGUAAGGCUUCUCCCUGA
Antechinus flavipes (yellow-footed antechinus) is the source of this 926-nucleotide messenger RNA. RefSeq names its product zinc finger protein 3-like. Gene Ontology annotation, biological process: regulation of DNA-templated transcription. Bases 489 to 926 code for a protein of 145 amino acids. NCBI's taxonomy places the organism in Eukaryota, Metazoa, Chordata, Mammalia, Dasyuromorphia, Dasyuridae. The transcript is spliced from 3 exons. The record is from RefSeq and is a predicted model, not a curated record.